UAUAAAUAUAGCCUGAAUGGAAGGGCGCUGCAACAAGUGUAAGGGCAGAAAAACCCUUAACCUCAGCCAAGCAGCAGUAAUUCUUCCUCUUAUAUUAAGCAUGGAGCUUCACAGAGCAGCAUUUGACAUGAACGGUUUCUGCAAGGGCAACUUAGCAGAGACCCAAACCUACGGUGAUAUAAAUGGUUUUAACGAUUUAGCCGUAGAAUCAAACCUGUUAGUUCAGUACAAGCGAGACAGUUCCUCUGAAAAAGAAGCAGAUCAUCUCGAUUUAGAGACUGCUUAUGCCACAAUUUUAAGAGGGUUAGGAGAAAAUCCAGAGAGAGAAGGUCUGCUUUCAACUCCCAGGAGAGCAGUAAAAGCCAUGCAAUUUUUUACAAAAGGUUACAACGAAACCGUUUAUGAUAUUCUCAAUGAUGCAAUAUUUAAUGAGGACCACGAUGAAAUGGUGAUUGUGAAAGACAUUGACAUGUUUUCCCUAUGCGAGCACCAUUUGGUUCCGUUCUUUGGAAAAGUUCACAUUGGCUAUCUACCAAACAAGAAGGUUGUUGGACUUAGUAAACUAGCAAGAGUUGUUGAGAUCUUCACUAGACGACUUCAAGUUCAAGAACGACUUACGAAGCAGAUCGCAGUAGCAAUAACUGAGGCUUUAAAACCAGCUGGAGUUGCAGUUGUUAUAGAGGCAGUACACAUGUGCAUGGUCAUGAGAGGGGUGCAGAAGAUGAGCAGCAAGACCGUCACCAGUGCUAUGCUGGGCGUUUUCAGAGAAGAUCCCAAAACUCGUGAAGAAUUCUUAGCAUUAAUAAAGAGUUAAGCCAUUACUUCUCCUGCAACAGUGAUGAUCGACAUGAAUGAAAAAAAAGCAGAGAACAGAAGGAAUCCUGUGCUAAAACACUAACUUCUUGUGAUCACAUCUUACUGCUGGCAAUAGUUUUCUCUAUUGCACUAUUGUUAUUAAAGUUCUGAAGAUGUGAUACUGAAAGCUA
Protopterus annectens (West African lungfish) is the source of this 986-nucleotide messenger RNA. RefSeq names its product GTP cyclohydrolase 1-like. Gene Ontology annotation, cellular component: cytoplasm. Lineage: Eukaryota; Metazoa; Chordata; Ceratodontiformes; Protopteridae. Gene Ontology annotation, molecular function: GTP binding; zinc ion binding; GTP cyclohydrolase I activity. The coding region runs from base 17 to 814 and encodes 265 amino acids. The transcript has 6 exons. Gene Ontology annotation, biological process: tetrahydrofolate biosynthetic process; tetrahydrobiopterin biosynthetic process. The record is from RefSeq and is a predicted model, not a curated record.